AUGCGGUCGACUGUGAGGGUAUGGCCGCAAUUGCAGGCAGCGUCACGGCGAUGCUUCUCGUCGUCUCCUGCGCGGCUCGACAAAUACGGUUUCAUCGGGCUCGGUCAAAUGGGCUAUCAAAUGGCAAAGAACCUGCAGUCAAAGCUGGGGCCGUCAGAUAGCGUGCGGCUGUUUGACAUCAACAAGGAGGCCGUUGCCAAGCUGGCGGGCGAAGCGUCCGGCACAGGUGCCGCCGUGGAAGUGGUUGCAGACGUCGCUGCUGCUGCGAACGAUGCAGAUUACGUAAUCACCGUUCUUCCAGAGCCGGCCCACGUCCGGGCUGUGUACAAGUCGGUGCUGGAGUCAACGUCGGGGCCGGGCACGACGGUGUUUGUGGACUGCUCAACGAUCGACCCGACGACAUCGCGAGCGGUAGCUGCGGACGUAGUGGCGGCAGGCCGGGGUGCCUUUGUGGACGCGCCCAUGUCGGGCGGCGUGGUCGGGGCGACGGCGGGGACGCUGACAUUUAUGCUGGGCAGCCCGGACGCGGCGGUGACUGAGCGGGUGCAGCCGGUUCUGCUGUACAUGGGGGCGCGAGUGCUGGGCUGCGGUGGGCAGGGCGCCGGGCUGGCGGCCAAGCUGGCCAACAACUAUCUGCUGGCGAUCAACAACAUUGGCACGGCCGAGGCGAUGAACCUGGGCGUGCGCUGGGGUCUAGACGCGUCCGUGCUGGCGGGCGUGAUCAACGCGAGCACGGGCCGGUGCUGGCCGAGCGAGGUGAACAACCCGGUGGCCGGCGUGGUGGCGACGGCGCCAGCUGGCCGCGACUAUGCCGGCGGCUUCGGGCUCGCGCUGAUGAAGAAGGACCUGACGCUGGCGAUGACGGCGGCCGAGGAGGCAGGUGCACGGCUGGUGCUGGGUGAGGCCGCACGCAGCCUGUACGAGGCCGCCGGCGAGGACGAGCGCUGCCGCGGGCGAGACUUUAGCGUUGUGUACCGGUAUCUCGGCGGCGAGGAGGGGAAAGAGGGAAGGGAAUAA
Messenger RNA from Grosmannia clavigera kw1407, 1017 nucleotides. Its product is annotated as 3-hydroxyisobutyrate dehydrogenase. Gene Ontology annotation, cellular component: mitochondrion. Bases 1 to 1017 code for a protein of 338 amino acids. Gene Ontology annotation, biological process: L-valine catabolic process. Gene Ontology annotation, molecular function: NADP binding; 3-hydroxyisobutyrate dehydrogenase activity; NAD binding. NCBI's taxonomy places the organism in Eukaryota, Fungi, Ascomycota, Sordariomycetes, Ophiostomatales, Ophiostomataceae. The record is from RefSeq and is a predicted model, not a curated record. The transcript is spliced from 3 exons.